AUGGAAAAACUGCUUCUAUAUCUGUUCUUCAUUGGCUUAGUGCUGAAGGCUGAGACCUGUCCCAAGCGCUGCGUAUGCCAGAUCUGGUCUCCCAAUCUUGCUACACUUUGUGCAAAGAAAGGGCUAUUGUUUGUCCCUCCUGACAUUGAUAGGAAGACAGUAGAGUUGCGGCUGGCAGACAACUUUGUUACAAAUAUCAAGCGGAAAGAUUUCGCCAACAUGACCAGCCUGGUCGACCUGACACUGUCUAGGAAUACAAUUAGUUUCAUCACCCCUCAUGCAUUUGCUGACUUGCGCAACCUGAGGGCUUUGCACUUGAACAGUAACCGAUUGACUAAAAUCACCCAUGACAUGCUAAGUGGGCUUUCCAAUCUGCAUCAUUUGAUAUUGAACAAUAACCAGCUGACAAUGAUCUCUUCCACUGCUUUUGACGACGUCUUGGCUCUUGAGGAGUUGGAUUUGUCCUACAACAACCUGGAGACCAUCCCCUGGGAUGCUGUUGAGAAGAUGAUCAGCUUGCACACCCUCAGUUUGGACCACAAUAUGAUCAACAACAUUCCCAAGGGGACGUUCUCCCACCUCCACAAGAUGACCCGGCUGGACGUCACGUCCAACAAACUGCAUAAGCUGCCGCCUGACCCUCUCUUCCAGCGAGCUCAGGUUUUAGCCACCUCAGGAAUCAUCAGCCCAUCCACAUUUGCACUGAGCUUUGGAGGGAACCCUCUUCAUUGCAAUUGUGAACUUUUGUGGCUGAGACGCCUUUCCAGGGAGGAUGACCUAGAGACAUGUGCUUCACCUUCUGUUCUGUCUGGCCGCUAUUUCUGGUCGGUCCCCGAGGAGGAGUUCCUGUGUGAACCCCCCCUCAUUACUAGGCACACGCAUGAGCUCAGAGUGCUAGAGGGCCAAAGAGCCAUCCUGAGAUGUAAAGCCCGUGGUGACCCCGAGCCUGCUAUACAUUGGAUUUCCCCAGAAGGCAAGCUGAUUUCUAAUGCAACCCGGUCUCUGGUAUACGACAACGGAACACUUGACAUUCAUAUCACGACCAUGAAGGAUACAGGCUCUUUCACCUGUAUUGCUUCCAACCCAGCGGGGGAAGACACCCAGUCUGUAGAUCUUCACAUAAUCAAACUGCCUCACAUAGUAAACAGCACAAACCACAUCCAUGAGCCAGAUCCUGGCUCCUCGGAUAUAUCAACUUCGACCAAAUCUGGCUCAAAUGCAAGCAGUAGCAACGGGGAAACAAAAAUUAGCCAGGACAAGAAGGUGGUGAUAGCAGAAGCCACAUCAUCCACUGCCCUGCUUAAAUUUAAUUUCCAAAGGAAUAUACCCGGGAUACGUAUGUUCCAAAUUCAGUAUAACGGAACAUAUGAUGAUUCGCUUGUUUACAGAAUGAUACCUCCCAUGAGCAAGACCUUCCUGGUCAACAACUUGGCUGCGGGGACGAUGUACGACUUGUGUGUCUUAGCAAUCUAUGACGAUGGCAUCACCUCCUUGACAGCUACUCGCGUGGUGGGGUGCACCCAGUUCACGACAGAGCAGGACUACGUGCGCUGCCAUUUCAUGCAGUCCCAGUUCCUGGGUGGGACCAUGAUCAUCAUAAUCGGAGGGAUUAUCGUGGCUUCUGUCCUGGUCUUCAUCAUCAUCCUCAUGAUUCGCUAUAAGGUGUGUAACAACGGCGGGCACCACAAGGUGACCAAGGUCAGCAACGUUUACUCCCAGACCAACGGGGCUCAGGCCCAGGGGUGCAGUGGAGCCGUCAUGCCCCAGUCUGGGUCCAAGCAGGCCGUGGGGCGUGAGGAGAGCCUGCAGUGCUGCAAAGUCAGCAACGACAGUGUGGCACAGUCGUCGGAAGCCUGCUGCAGCCAGGACUCCUCCACUGCUACCUCCUCUUUGCCUCCCAUGUGGACUCCUGGCCCUCCCACUUCCCAAAAGCUGAAGCGUAAGCCCAUGCCAAAGCCCAGCAGUGAUCCUCCACCGCCGAGCGAAGGCGCCGCUACCAGCCUAGAAUCCCAGAACACUAAUCGCAACAACUCAACUGCUCUGCAGUUGGCUAGCCAAACCCCAGACUAUGCCAAAGGGGGCUCCCAGUACAAAAGAGCACAAGCCAAGUCAAGUAAGUUCCUCACUUUGCCAGCUGACCCAUCCCGGGCAAAACGCAGGUACUCCCUGAAUGGAGAAUUAAUGGAAUACCAUUGUUAUAUUAACUCCUCAAAUGCAGGUGGAUUUUGGUCUAAGCGGAGCUUGUCUAUGAAUGGGAUGCUAAUGCAGACAGACUGUUCCAAUGUGGAUAGUGGCAAAGCAACUUUCUCAAGUUCUGAGUGGAUAUUGGAAAGCACUGUGUGA
Protobothrops mucrosquamatus (brown spotted pit viper) is the source of this 2343-nucleotide messenger RNA. It is a transcript of the gene LRFN5, whose product is annotated as leucine rich repeat and fibronectin type III domain containing 5. NCBI's taxonomy places the organism in Eukaryota, Metazoa, Chordata, Lepidosauria, Squamata, Viperidae. Bases 1 to 2343 code for a protein of 780 amino acids. The transcript has 2 exons. The record is from RefSeq and is a predicted model, not a curated record. Gene Ontology annotation, molecular function: protein binding.